AUGACCCACCGCUGCAGGAAAUCCUCCGGUCUCUGGAAGCCCCCUGACCCCCUCUAUUCCCCCCAGAUCGUGGUGUGGGAUGAGCCUUUCUUCCAGGGCAAGAAGCACGAGUUCACCACGGACUGCUACAGCACCCCGGAGCACGGCUUCAGCACCGUCCGCUCCUGCAAGAUCGAGAGCGGGGCGUGGGCAGGCUUCGAGCACUGCGGCUUCCAGGGGCAGCAGUUCGUGCUGGAGAGAGGCGAGUACCCGUGCUGGGAGGCGUGGAGCGGCAGCACCGCUUACCGCGUGGAGAGGAUGUGCUCCUUCCGCCCCAUCGCCUGCGCCGAUCACGGACGGAGCAGGUUGAUGCUCUUUGAGGAGGAAAACUUCCAGGGCAAGCGGGCAGAGAUGAGCGAUGACUGCCCCUCGCUGCCCGCCCUGGGCUGGGGCAGCAGCACCGUGGGCUCUUUCCUCGUCCGCUCCGGCGCGUGGGUGUGCUCGCAGUACCCGGGCUACCGGGGCUUCCAGUACCUCCUGGAGAGCGACAGCCCCGCCGGCGAGUACAAGCACGUCCGCGAGUGGGGGUCCCACGCACAGACGGGCCAGGUGCAGUCCAUCCGCAGGGUCCAGCAGUGACCGCGGGGCCGGAGCCCCCCGCGCCCGGCACCGCCUGUCCCGCGGGGCGGCGGCCACAAAGCUCAAUAAAGGCUCGGUUGUCCAA
Messenger RNA from Taeniopygia guttata (zebra finch), 703 nucleotides. The record is from RefSeq and is a predicted model, not a curated record. NCBI's taxonomy places the organism in Eukaryota, Metazoa, Chordata, Aves, Passeriformes, Estrildidae.